AUCUUACCUCUCCGCACUUAUUGACAUACGCAGUAUACGCUAUAUGUAGCCAAUUGCCCUCCAUGACAACUCAACCGUUGCAAUUUCCCCAAGAGUAACACAAUUUCAAGACUGUACCUAUACUCCAUAGCAAACACCGCUUUCCGUGCAACCUCCUCCACCAAACAUUUUAUCCCUUUGAAUCCUAAUCCUAAAGAGCAACAAAAAAACAACUCGCUCAUCGCACAUAACCGACCCCUCUAUUGCUACUCAACUGCAGCCCGUGAUUAAACAUCGAAUCCUGGACCCCAUCACCAUCAUCUCUAUCUCAAUCGCUCGUACCUCCGCGAAAAUAACCUGCAACGCAACGCUUUAAAUCCCUCCUCCAAAUUUACCCCUACACAAUAGACCACCCGCUGGCUACUACCACCAUCCUGGCCACAUGUUCAACGCUCCUUAACCACGUUGCCUCAUGGACUACACCGUCGCUGCGCUACUCGGCUUCUAGGAUAUAAGUCAAGUGCCCUCGCCGCUGUAUAUAAUUUCUUUUUCGCUUUUUCCCCCCACUCAAGUUGAAAGUCAUUGAACUUGUCCACCAUGGCGACGACGGAAAAUGGUCCAAAGAUAGGAUUUCUCAAAGCCACUCGUUCAUUUUUCAAUCGGAACUCAGCCUCUGCCAAUAGCAAUGGAGAAGAGGACAAGGAGGCCGUGGAGAGUGAGAGUAGCGAGAGUAACGAGAGUAGCGAGACUGAGGGGGGGGAUAUGGGACGCCCAACAACAAAAUGGAGUCUGGGAAUUCUAAAUGUUCCUACCACACAUGAAGUACCUGGUAUAAUACCCAAGCCUACAAUUGAAAGGAUAUUCUGCUAAUUCUACCAUUCCAGGUUCGGUCAUGCUCCUGUCUGAUCACCGCAAUCAUCCUUUGGGACUUCGAAAUGUGCCAGCGGUAACUUCAUCCUCGUCUCUUCCGCCGCAGAUUGCAACGCCUAUUCAGAGCCGGAGAUCUUCGCGCCAAGAGGUGGUACAAGAUCCAAAAAAGACGACUCCAGAUGGUGCCAUUAUCCUUGAUCCCCAACCAGAAGAAACCAACAAUGACCCUCUGAACUGGCCAAAAUGGAGAAGAGAUGCUGCAUUGCUGUCUUUGGGUAUUUACUGUAUGGUCGGUGGUGGUAUGACACCAAUCUUGGCCGCAGGCUUUUCUGAUGUCGCUGAAACCUACGCCGUGACCGUACCAAAAGUCGCCUUGACAACGGGCUUGUAUAUGAUGGGCCUUGGAGUAGGCUCUGUAUUCGCCUCUCCGACCGCCAUCCUGUACGGAAAACGUCCAGUCUACCUAUUCAGUGCCGUUCUCUUCGUUGCUACCUCUGUAUGGUGCGCUGCGUCUCCAUCCUACAUAUCCUUGUUAGUCGCUCGAAUUUUCCAAGGAAUCUCAGUCAGUUCGGUUGAGUGCCUUCCAUCUGCGACUAUUGCCGAGAUCUUCUUUCUUCAUGAACGUGCUUAUCGAAUUGGUAUCUAUACGUUACUUUUACUUGGAGGCAAGAACUUGGUACCUCUCGUUAGUGCAGCCAUUAUUCAAAGUAUGGGAUGGAGAUGGGUUUUCUGGAUUGUCGCCAUUGUUGUCGGCUUUUGUGGGAUGCUACUAUUCUUAUUCGUUCCUGAGUCGUUUUGGGAUCGAACGCCCCAACCGAAAGCCCGAAGACCCUCUCAGCACUCGAGGUCUCUGUCUAGAACUUCUUUAUUUUCACCAAAGAGGAUUUCCGUAGCACCCUCUGUGAAUGAAGAUGAAGGAAAACAGGGCCCUCUCAGAUCACAAAAACCACAGAAACCUCCACUUACGCACCGGGAUACUACCCGAAGCGUAGGUUUUGCUGAUGGUGAUGCACCAGACUUGGAAGAACAAGUGGACGGAGCCACUUCUCAAGCAAGUCGACCACAACGGCCAAGUCUCGCCCAUCACGACUUUGAGGCCAGAGUUCAGCCAGCAGGUGGUUGCCCACCAACCCCGGAUCUCCACGAUAUCAACUCCCCAACCUAUACGGCUGCCCUGGAAAAUUCGUCAACUUACAUGCCUACUGAUGGUAAAUUCUCCAAAGAAGAACUUCGCCCUGUUCACGAGGGGAAAAUUACUUUUCAGCCCGACAUCAUGCCACUUUCUCAACGAUACACUCGUGCUCUAAGACAAUCACCACCCUUAUCAUUUGUUCAGCAGAUGAAGCCAUUCCGAGGUAGACUAAGUAACGAUAGAUGGUUCCGAGUUGCCUUGCGUCCAUUUAUCUUAUUUGCAUAUCCUGCUGUACUUUGGUCUGCUGGAGUCUAUGCUUGUGCUGUCGGUUGGCUGAUUGUUCUCUCGGAAUCCGUAUCCGAGAUCUAUCGUAAGCAUGAUACUUAUAACUUCUCUGCACUAUCUACCGGUCUUAUUUACAUCUCCCCAUUCAUCGGCGGUGUUCUGGGUACAGCUGUUGCGGGGAAGGUUAGCGAUGUCAUCGUUCGAGCCAUGACGAAACGAAACGGAGGACUUUAUGAGCCGGAAUUUCGUCUCGUCAUGGGAGUUCCUAUCACCAUCACCACCGUCGCUGGACUCAUGGGCUACGGAUGGUCGACACAAGAAAGAGAUGCCUGGAUUGUACCGACUGUCUUCUUUGGCAUUAUCUCAUUUGGUUGUUCCCUCGCUUCCACGACCGCCAUCACCUUUUGUGUGGAUAGCUACCGUCAGUAUGCGGGCGAGGCGCUGGUGACGCUCAAUUUCAGCAAGAACAUCUUCCACGGUCUUGUUUUCAGUCUGUUUUUCAAUCACUGGUUGGAGGCGGAUGGGUCGAGGACGGUGUUCAUCUGGUUGGGUGUUAUACAGCUGGUGCUUAUGGGCUCGACGAUUCCGAUGUAUAUCUUUGGGAAGAGGGCGAGGAUGUGGACGGUUAAGAUGAACUUUAUGGAGAAGUUUUAGAGGGGUAGAGGGGUUUGUUGUGUGGUGAUGAUGACUCUUUUUCUCUUUUGGACUGGAUGGGUUUCCUUGCAUGUUUUCUUUUGACAGGAUACGGGUUUUGUUUUGGGGAUUACUUCCUUCCUUCUUUUUUUGAUACCACACUUUUUUAUGAUUGAAUGAGAUGAUGAAAAGGUGCUUUGGAUGGUUGUGUUUUUCUUUUGCGUGCAUUGGCAUUGGAGGAGUUUUUUCUUGAAUACGAGACUGGUUCUUUCUUUGGGGGGUUCGAUGCAUUGUUUUCUUUUAGCAUGCAUGCAUUGUUUGAGCGUCUCUUAUUCACUCACUGUACGUCCUUUGAUUGCAAAAAGUAGAUGAUCCUCCCAGUCCGGUUCAUCAAAUGAGUGAUAUUGUGAUGUUGUAUAUGAUGUCUUAUGCGAUUAUUUAUGGGGUUCUUUGGUUCUUUGGUUCUUUGGUGAUUUUGUUGGUUUUGGUGAUUGCUUGGUUUUUGAAUGGGCUUUCUAGG
Hymenoscyphus albidus is the source of this 3419-nucleotide messenger RNA. NCBI's taxonomy places the organism in Eukaryota, Fungi, Ascomycota, Leotiomycetes, Helotiales, Helotiaceae. The record is from the annotation of a GenBank genome assembly.